CUCAUGUAUUUGAAUGCUGGUGUCCCCUCUCUUUCUUUCCUCGUCUCUUCUCUCGCUACUACCCCACACAACCGUCGCAUCCCUCUCUCUCGCUCUCUCUCGUUCUCCACAUUCUGCGCACUGAAUCCGUCCAAACUAACUCUCAGCCCUCAACCCCCCUCGUCCUUUCAAGAUACAUUCCCUAAUCAAACGCGCCUCUAUUUCGUUCCAAGAAUUCAGAGGCAUGAAUGACACCUACUCCCAGGUCCGCGAGGAAGACUCGCCAAUCCAACCUCAGCCCAUUUCCAAUCGGGGCAAUGGGCAUCCAGAUCACAUAAUCGUCGCAGACAUGACCUCCUACGGCACCGGAGACGAGACCAUCCGCAGCAAGGCCCCCAGAAGACGAUAUAGCCACAAAUCGACAACAUCCAGCUCGUCUUCAAGCUCUGGUCUGUCACGGCCGGCACCAUUGCCAUCGGGUCUUAGCCGAUUCAAGAAAGCAACCGACCAGAUCGUCGCUGCCCGACGAAUGUCGACGUACGCCAUGAAUGGCCAGGGUGUUGAUGUCUCGGAUAUGGACAGUAUCUUCAGCUGCAUCGAGAGCACUGUCGAUGUACUGGCAAUGGAUAUGGACAGCGCCCGAUAUACGAAGCGGUCAGGGAUGAACAACGAAGAAUUCUUGAUGUGGCUGGAACAGCCUAGACCAGAGUGGUCGAAGGUACGAUGGAUCAACAUCAAUGGAAUGAGCUGGGAUGUCAUCAAGGCCAUCUCUAUCAAAUAUAGUCUGCACCACUUGGCCGUCGAAGACUUGUUGCAUGUGCCACAACGAACUAAGGUCGACAUUUAUCCUAAGCAAACAUACAUCGCAUUAACUCUUCUGACUUUAAUGGAGACCCUUGAAAACGGCGAAGUCAGGGAAGUCGAUCCAACAGCAACCUCGACCGGAAUACACCCAGACAUCCUGAGCCACCGCUUACCACUGGACAAACUGGACCAUUACAAGCAACAAUAUCCUGUUAGCUAUAACCGCGAGGGAGGUUUUAAGGUCGAAUUGGAGCAAGUCACCAUGUUCCUGCUGGACGACGGUACCUUAAUCACGAUGUUCCAAGUAUCUGGAAAGUCCGUGGUGGCACCCAUUGCCGGACGAAUCAUACAAGACUUCUCGAUCGUCAGAAAGAAUAACGAUGCCAGCUUUCUGCUUCAGUCAGUCAUUGACGGCAUUGUGGACCAUGCGAUUCCCAUCACGGACGCCUUUCGCCAGGCGAUUAAUGAGCUAGAGACACAUGUGCUGGCAUUACCGAGUAUGAAGUUUACAAAGGAACUUCAUCAGAUGACAGCGCAGCUUUCGACGUUGAAGCGUACAUUGGCACCGACUCAGACUCUCGUUCAUGCGUUGCGGGGAAAGGAUGAACGAAGUCCUUUGUCAAGUCUAUCCAGGACAUAUAUGGGAGACGUGGCGGAUCACUGCAAUACCCUUGUGGAAGACAUUGACUCAAUGCUCUCUCUCUGCGCUGCGCUUAUCGACAUGAUUUUCAACCUUAUCGCAUAUGAUACGAACGAAUCCAUGCGGCGCCUGGCUCUGGUCUCGAUUAUCUUUCUUCCCAUCACAUUCAUUGCUGGAGGUUCGUCCCAUUACUAUGGCUUGCGUUUCGUACCUUCUUUGGGCUAAGUAUUAACCAUGGGAUCUUGUGUAAAAUUUAGUAUACGGCACGAACUUUGAGGAUUUCCCCGAGCUGAAGCACAACAUCUCUUACUUCUGGAUUAUUUGCGCGGUUGUCACUGCGUUGGUACUCAUUGGCUUUAUCAUGGAAUG
Gamsiella multidivaricata is the source of this 1792-nucleotide messenger RNA. RefSeq lists its product as uncharacterized. NCBI's taxonomy places the organism in Eukaryota, Fungi, Mortierellomycota, Mortierellomycetes, Mortierellales, Mortierellaceae. The transcript has 8 exons. The record is from RefSeq and is a predicted model, not a curated record. Gene Ontology annotation, molecular function: magnesium ion binding; cobalt ion binding; cobalt ion transmembrane transporter activity. Bases 224 to 1648 code for a protein of 474 amino acids. Gene Ontology annotation, cellular component: membrane. Gene Ontology annotation, biological process: transmembrane transport; metal ion transport.